Messenger RNA from Mesorhabditis spiculigera, 996 nucleotides. The record is from the annotation of a GenBank genome assembly. NCBI's taxonomy places the organism in Eukaryota, Metazoa, Nematoda, Chromadorea, Rhabditida, Rhabditidae.
AUGUCCUCAAAAGUGUUCCUCUCAAUCUCACUAGCCCUCGCCCUCGCCACCAUCAUCUAUCAACGCAUUAACAUUACACGUCUCACGAAUGAGGUGGCGAGCAACACGCGGAAUCGACGUUCCAUCUACGAAUACGGAAAUGGAAAUGACUUUCGCGACGAUUAUUUGCCCGUUUAUGCCGAAAUGACGAAAACGCAGCUGAAGAUGCUCUGCGAAAAGCAUAGAACGACAAUAGGGUUCGACGCUCGGCAUACACGCAAAAAGGGGCAUCGUGCAGAGGAAAGAACGCAAUGUCAAUUGGACGUCUCGGUGACGGCGCCCCGGCUCGUCACCACCCGCCCCCAUCCUGUCGGCUCGGCGCUGCGUGAUGGGAAAUAUUGGUUUGUGUUCGAGUAUCACCUCGGCUACUCUCUCCUCGUGUUCCACAACGAAUCGGCCCUCGCUGAUAUGACAUUACCGUAUCCAUUCCACGGCACCGACGCCGCCGUCCACAAUCGGAGCGUCGUGUACUUGUUUGGCGAAUCGUUGAUAGCGCACAAUCUUGAGACGAAGGCCACUCGCCAUCAUGCCCUCAACAUUUCGCAGGACCCGCUGUACAGCGGCUCGGUCUCCCGCAUCGAUGCUGGGGCCGAUGAGCACGGAUUGUGGGUGCUCUACCGGGAGCGGGGAGAGAGCGGGCUGACCGCGCUGCGCCUGCACGUCAAGAAUCUGAAGGAGAUGAGCCGCUGGAGGGUGGACGUCGACCCGUCAGCAUUGUGCAACUCGUUCGUGCGUUGCGGGACAUUGUUUAGCGUGCGAUGCCCAUCAGGGGAUACGGUAGAAGUGGCGCCAGUGUUCGAUUUCUACCGUAACCGGCCCGUCUCGGGUGGAAAGGUGUUGAAAUGGAGCGUGGGUGAUAUGGGUUCGGCUGGCCUUGGCAGUGCCCAAUUUGACCCGCAAUCUCGCACCUUGAAUCUGUUCGCCGGUGGACGCAUCUAUUCGGCGCAAUUCGGGAAU